UAGUUUUCCAUUCCCCUCCACUCCCCCUCGAGUUUUUUCUUAGAACCAUUUGUUUGAUUUUGAGCUUUAAUUUUGUGAUGGAAAUGAUUCCAUGGCGUCCUCUUGAUUUCCAGUAGUUGUAGAUCAACAUGGCCCAUCAAAUCCUCCAUAUCUUAAUCUUCGUUUCUCCCUCUUCCUUUCUUUCCUUCUUACUCUCUCCGCCGACACAUCUCCGACCCCAUUAAUGGACCUCCCUCCCGCCAUUUCCUUCUCAUGGAGCCGUACUGUCUCCCAUUCUCUUCGCAUUCCUCAACACCUGGCAAUAUGUGGCAACAGGUGUCGAGUGUUCUGUGUCAUUGAUGCUACAAAGAUGAAAAAUCAGCUCACAGUAUCAAUAACUGGAGCUACAGGCUUUAUUGGCCGAAGGCUUGUGCAAAGGCUACAUGCAGAUAAACACAACAUUCGAGUUUUAACACGUUCUAAAUCUAAGGCCGAGUUGAUAUUUCCGGCUAGGGAGUUUCCAGGAAUCAUGAUUGCAGAGGAGCCGGGGUGGAAAGACUGCAUCCAAGGUUCAGAUGGAGUUGUUAACUUGGCUGGCAUGCCUAUAAGUACCAGGUGGUCUUCUGAGAUCAAGAAAGAGAUCAAGCAAAGCAGGAUCAGAGUCACCUCAAAGGUUGUAAGCUUAAUCAAUGACGCACCGGAUGCAGCUCGCCCUACGGUUUUGGUUAGCGCAACAGCUGUUGGUUACUAUGGUACUAGUGAGACAGCAACAUUCGAUGAACGAAGUCCAUCCGGAAAUGACUACUUAGCAGAGGUUUGUAGGGAAUGGGAAGCAACAGCCCUGGGAGUAAACAAGAACGUUAGAGUGGCUCUUAUCCGUAUAGGUGUUGUUCUUGGUAAAGAAGGUGGUGCUUUAGCCAAAAUGAUACCUCUCUUCAUGAUGUUCGCCGGAGGCCCUCUGGGAUCUGGAAAACAAUGGUUUUCGUGGAUUCAUUUGGAUGACAUUGUGAACUUAAUAUAUGAAGCUCUGAUCAAUCCAUCUUAUCAAGGGGUUAUAAAUGGAACAGCACCGAACCCAGUUACGUUGGGUGAAUUAUGUAAAGGAUUGGGAGCUGAGAUGGGAAGACCUUCAUGGCUCCCAGUACCUGACUUUGCUCUCAAAGCCGUACUUGGAGAAGGAGCUUCUGUGGUUUUGGAAGGGCAAAGGGUGGUUCCUACCAGAGCCAAGGAAUUGGGUUUUUCGUAUAAGUACCCUUCUGUCAAGGAUGCACUCAAGUCCAUUCUUUCCUAAGUUCAAUUAUCAACAAAAUUGGCCACAGCAAUUGUUUUUUCUUUCUUUUUGGAUGAGAUUUACUAUUUAAUUGUGUUGUAAAUUCGAUUUUGGUAUGAAAUGAAUGAUGCAAAGAUUAAAAUUGUAGUGUAGUGGAGAAGGAGAACAAAUAAUUGCUCAUGAUUUAUAAAUUUAUGGACACAAAGUGAGGUAUUGCAUGGCAUGAUUUCAACUA
This is a messenger RNA of Cucumis melo (muskmelon), 1484 nucleotides long. RefSeq names its product epimerase family protein SDR39U1 homolog, chloroplastic. Bases 224 to 1270 code for a protein of 348 amino acids. Lineage: Eukaryota; Viridiplantae; Streptophyta; Magnoliopsida; Cucurbitales; Cucurbitaceae. The transcript has 13 exons. The record is from RefSeq and is a predicted model, not a curated record.